AUGGCUGCUGUAUUUUCAAGAUCAUGUUUCAAAUGUGGUGAGUUGGGCCACGUUGCUGACGACUGUACUCAAGAGGAAAGAUUGUGCUACAACUGUCGUAAGCCAGGCCACGAGUCAGGCGACUGCCCCGAGCCAAAGCAAACCAACUCGAAGCAAUGUUACUCCUGCGGCGAAGUUGGCCACAUUCAGUCUGAAUGCCCCAACCAGGCUCAAGGUGCCAAGUGUUACAACUGUGGCCAGUUUGGCCACAUUUCCAAAAACUGCACCAACGAGUCUAACGGCCAACCCAACGCUCCGCCUCCUCAGGCUAGAAAGUUUGGCGGUGCAAGAGGCGGCAGCGGUUCGGCUGUCGGCACCACAUGUUACAAAUGCGGUGGUCCAAACCAUUUUGCUAGAGAUUGUCAAGCUGGCAACGUCAAGUGUUAUGCUUGUGGCAAGCCAGGCCACAUUUCAAAAGACUGCAACUCACCUUCCGGUCCCGCUGCAAACGCCGGUUCUAAAACUUGUUACAACUGUGGAAAGUCCGGUCACAUUUCAAGAGAAUGUACCGCUUAA
Lodderomyces beijingensis is the source of this 555-nucleotide messenger RNA. The record is from the annotation of a GenBank genome assembly. NCBI's taxonomy places the organism in Eukaryota, Fungi, Ascomycota, Pichiomycetes, Serinales, Debaryomycetaceae.